Messenger RNA from Seminavis robusta, 1239 nucleotides. The record is from the annotation of a GenBank genome assembly. Lineage: Eukaryota; Bacillariophyta; Bacillariophyceae; Naviculales; Naviculaceae.
AUGGUUUUCACGAGGUCGUCAGUCGCAGCUGAAAAGAAGCUCGAAGGGUGCGCUGCUACGCUAAAGGCAGCGCCCUCGUCAGCAGCCAAGAAGGCGACCAAGAAAUCUCAGACCGCCAAAACGAGCAAACCAAAGAACAGUGUGGACCCGUCCGCCAGAAAAAUAUCGCCGGCUUCUCGAAAGAAGAAGGACAAGACAACCCCCGAGAAACGGAUCUUUGCAACAGAGCUAUGCAGAGAUCUCCCCUUGCUUUCGUUGGAGGAUUUGCUUCCCGUCACUCUUGUGAAUCGCCCCUCCAAGCGCAAUCGAUCUCCUUACGUGGCUGAUGUCUCGGUGGCUGCACAAGAAGAAGAAGAGGCCGCCAACACCGCUGACUCUGCGCGGGAAGCGAUUUGCCAUGUCCCCAACUUGGACAUGGGCGGAAAAUGUUCCCCAGGAGCAACCCUGUUGGUCAAACGAGCUCGCGACAAAAAGGGGAAUAUAUUGGGACCCAAUGCUGUGAAUCCCAAGUACGGAACACCCAAAUGUGAAUUCAUUGCGCAACUGUUACGAGUGGACGAAACCGCCCUGGGCUACAAACCUGCCGCCUGGGUAGGAGCUCAUCCAUCAUUGGGGGAGAAAAUAGCGGAACAGCUACUAUUGAGGAAUGCGUUACAACCACAGCUUCCCAAAAUCAAGAGUAUUCAACGAGAAGUCCGCAACGUCGCAGGGGCUGAUAUGCGAGCCGAUUUUGUCGUCCAUUUUGAGGAUACCAGCCUCAAGCCCUGCGUCUUGGAAGUCAAGACAGUGGUAGAUACAGACUACGCUCCUGACAGGACUCCUACCCAAAGAACCAAAUGCGUCUUUGUCAACCACAUCACCCCUUACCGUCGAGCUGGAAUCUUUCCCUGGGGGCAAUCCAAUCAGAAGGGGCCGAAUGGGGAAACUGUCGUGUCAGCCAGAUCCAUCAAACAUGUGAGAGAACUGACCCGUAUGGCACAGGGCGAUCUGGUGGGUGCCAGUGGCGAACUGUAUCAAGCCGCUGUCUUGUUUGUGGUGAUUCGACGAGAUGCAGAUUAUUUUCGUCCCAAUCAUGAAGCCUGUCCAUCCUUUAGCAAGUACCUACGGCAAGCCCAAGAGGCGGGUGUCAUGUUGCUGGCAAAACGAGUAGAUUGGGGUGAUACGCCAGAGACUCUUGGGCAAUGUCAGGAAGGACCUUUGCUAGAAAUUGAAUGGCCAGAUCUCCAGGAAACAAGGUAG